UCUCACUGAGCUGGGCUCUCUCUGCUCCCCGGGGUUAUCUCUGCUCCAUGGCCGAGGUUCGGAGGUUCACCAAGCGGCUCAGUAAACCGGGCACGGCCGCCGAGCUGCGGCAGAGCGCGUCCGAGGCUGUUCGUAACUCCCUGCUGGCGGAAAAGACAAAAGUUGUUGAGCCAUUGGAUUAUGAGAAUGUCAUUGUGCAACGGAAAGCACAAAUUCAAAGUGAUCCUCUGCGGGAUCUUCUGCAAUUCCCAUUGGAUGAGGUCUCGGUCUCUAUAAUUCCACGCCAUAGAAGAACCAUCCAGUCUACACUGCCUUCAGAUGCUGAAAAACUGGCACAAAGCUUGCUGGUUAAAGAGUGCAUCAGGACCUAUAAUUCAGACUGGCACCUGGUAAACUACAAAUAUGAAGCUUAUGCAGGGGAUUUCAGAACGUUGCCUAGCAAAGUACAUCAGCCAGAAAAGCUGCCUGUACAGCAGUUUGAAGUUGAUGAAGAUGUGGAUAAAGAUGAGGACGCUGCAUCGAUUUGCUCACAGACAGGAGGAAAUAUUAAGGAAGGCUGGCUGUACAAAGCCAACAUGAACAGCACCAUUAGUGUUACAAUGAGGGUAUUCAAGAGGAGAUUCUGUUACCUGACCCAACUUUCUGAUAGCUCCUACAUACUUCAUUUUUGUAAAGAUGAGAAAGUCUGUAAGGAGUCCAAAGGAUCUAUUUUCUUGGAUUCUUGCAUUGAUGUUGUACAGUGUUCAAAGAUGCGCCGUUAUGGCUUUGAACUGCGAAUGCAGGAGAAAUGCAGCUGUCACUUGGCAGCAGAGAGCGAGCAGGAGAUGGAAGAGUGGAUAAUGACUCUGAAGAAGAUCAUUCAGAGUAAUGUUGACAGUGUGCUGUCUGAGAAACGGAAUGGCGAAUCCUCUGAAGCUGGACUUGAUGAAGAGUCCUUCAGCCAAGGGAAGUCUGAAAGCAUGAUGGAGAGUUUAGAGAAAAGUAUGCACCCUGAGUUAAUGAAGUAUGCCAGAGAAUCGGAUUACCUCAACAAAGCCAGCAGAAAUGAAGGCAGGUGCAAGUUGUUUGCGAUGGAUCCAGAGGCACAGAAACUGGAUUUUUCAGGAAUUGAGCCAGAUGUGAGGCCAUUUGAGGAAAAGUUUGGCAAGCGCUUUAUGGCAAAAUGCAACGAUUUGACAUUCACUCUUCAAGGCUGUGUGAAUGAGCAGGCAGAUGGCACACUGACAAAUGUUGAACCUUUCUUUGUGACCCUCGCACUGUUUGACACAAAAAAUAACCGCAAAAUCUCAGAAGAUUUUCAUGUGGACUUGAAUCCUCCGACUGUUCGGCAGAUGUUACUGGGAAGCUUGGAAGGUGGAGCUGGAAAUGGGGCAACAAGUGCAAACUUUCUCACUGGUAAAGACAGUCGCCUUAAAGGAGUAGCUGAGAGAUUCCUUCGUUACCCAAAACAGGGGAUCUUUUCAGUGACUGCCCCUCACCCAGAUAUCUUUCUGGUCAUGCGAGUGGAGAAAGUGUUGCAAGGAGGGAUUGCUCAAUGUGCUGAACCCUAUAUAAAAAGUUCUGAUACAAACAAGGCUGCUCAGAAAGUGCUUAAAGCUGCAAAGCAAGUAUGCAGCAGACUUGGAGGAUACAAAAUGGCCUUUGCUUGGGCUGCAAGACCUGUGUUUAAAGACACUGAAGGCUCCAUUGAUACAAGUGCAAAGUUCUCGCCUUUUUACAAACAGGACAGCAACAAACUAUCGAAUGAAGAUCUACUGAAAAUGCUAGCAGACUUCAGAAAGGCAGAGAAGAUGUCUAAACUUCAGGUCAUUCCAGGAAAUUUCAACGUUACUAUUGAAUGUGUUCCUCCGGACAUUUCCAAUUGUGUAACAUCGUCCUACACCCCUGUGAAACCGUUUGAGGAGAGCGGCUACAGCUGUGUAUCAUUUGAAGUUGAAGAAUUUGUUCCAGAUGUCGCAAAAUACAUGUACCCUUUCACAAGCUUCAAGAAUCAUAUGUACGUUUACCCCCUUCAGCUGAAAUAUGACAACCAGAAGACUUUUGCUAAGGCGAGGAACAUUGCAGUCUAUGUGGAGGUCAGGGAUUCUGAUGGAGAAAAAUCACGUCCAUUGAAGUGUAUCUAUGGGAAGCCAGGAGACCACGUGUUCACGACCAAGGCUUGUGCAACAGUUUUGCAUCAUCAGCAGUGUCCUGAAUUCUAUAACGAGAUUAAAAUUGAGCUGCCUGUACAUCUCCAUGAGAAGCAUCACCUACUGUUCACAUUUUACCACAUCAGCUGUGACAUAAACACCAAAGGCACAACCAAGAAACCUGAAAAUAUUGAGUCACAGGUCGGUUAUGCUUGGCAGCCAUUGAUAAAAGAUGGUAGAGUCGUUACAUCUGAGCAGCAGUUGCCUGUAUCAUCUAACCUACCUCCAGGGUAUCUGGGCCAUCAUGAUUCAGACAACAAGAAGCAUACAAUUCCUGACAUUAAGUGGGUAGAUGGAGGAAAGCCUUUACUGAAAGUUAAAAAUCACUUGGUAUCCACAAUUUAUACUGAGGACCAGUACUUGCACAGUUUCUUCCACCAUUGUCAGAUGAGUCAGUCGGCAACACAGGAAAUUGCUGGUGACCUUGUGAAACACCUGAAGUGUUUGCAUGCCAUGGACACCUGUGUGAUGGUCAACUUCCUUCCAACAAUCCUAAACCAGCUACUCACAAUCCUCACCAAAACCAGCCAGAGUGAAGUUGCAGUGAAUUCUACCAGGGUGAUAAUACAUAUUGUGUCUAGAUGUCACGAAGAGGGUCUGGACCACUAUUUGCGAUCGUAUAUUAAGUAUGUUUUCAGGUUGGGCCAAUACAUGAUCUCAGAAAACAAGACGACACACGAAGAGCUCGCCAGGUCUAUCAUUACGAUCCUGAAACAAUCUGCGGAUUUUCUCACCAUCAAUAAAUUGCUGAAGCAUUCCUGGUUUUUCUUUGAACUGUUGAUCAAGUCCAUGGCCCAGUAUCUGAUUGAGAAGAACAAGAUGAAGCUCCCCAGAGCCCAGAGAUUCCCAGAUUGCUACCAGCACGCUGUGCACUCACUGCUCCUUGCAAUAAUUCCUCACGUUAACCUGCGGAAUGCAGAAAUUCCUGAGGAAUCCAGAAGUGUGAACAUCAGCUGGGCUCAUUUCAUGAAGCGGAGUUUAACACUGAUGAACCGAGGGUUUAUCUUCAACCUAAUAAAUGACUACAUCAGCUGUUUCUCACCCAAAGACCCAAAGGCACUCACUGAAUACAAACUGGACUUCCUGCAGAUAGUCUGCAAUCACGAGCACUUCAUCCCUCUGAAUUUGCCGAUUUCCUUUGCGAAGAACAGACUUCUUCGGAUCCAAGAUCUGCAGUUGGAGUGCACGCUCUCUGAUGACUUCUGCAAGAAUCAUUUCCUGGUCGGACUUCUCCUGAGGGAAUUAGCUGCUGCACUGAAUGAAUCACGGGACAUUCGGCACGGAGCUAUUGCUAUUGUCAAGAGUCUGAUGAUAAAACAUGCAUCUGAUGAUCGAUACCUACACAAGAAUAUGCAAGCAAGGAUAACCCUGCUGUAUCUGCCAUUGCUGAAACUGUUGUUUGAAAAUGUACAGCGGCUGAUUGUAAAGGAUCUGUCUACUUUCAGCAUGAACUUCUCGAACAGUUGUGUUCGAGAUGACCUGACCUUUAACUUCUCACCAGCAAGUGGCACUUCAACCUCACGCAAGUCAGGCAGCUUUAUCGACAAGGAAGUCCUUUCAGGUUAUGGUGCAUCUUGUGUUCCAGGCCUGAAGCGUGAUGAUUCCAGAGGCUCCUUGAGCAUUGAGUUUAAUACGUACACAUCUGAGAGGGCUGAUGAAAGACGGAAUUCCGUUGACUAUAGUCACCAAAGAAGGAGCUCAACUGAAAGCAGCAUAUCCCAAUACAGCAAGCUGGAUCAGUAUGAAGCCAGAAGUCUCCUUAUGUGCUUCCUUCACAUUGUUAAAACUAUCUCGGAAGAUGCUCUGCUGGCAUACUGGAACAAAAUGUCCUCUCAAGAAUUAAUAGAUUACCUCACAAUUUUGGAGGUGUGUCUUCAUCAGUUCAGAUACAUGGGCCGGAGAUACAUAGUAAGGACUCAAGAAGGAUCAGGCUCCAAACACUCUGUGGCUGAAAGGAGGUCCCAGACAAUGCCAGCUCUUCGGAGCCGAGCAGGAGCGAUGCAUGCCCGACUGCAGCAGAUUGGCCAUGUAGACAGCUCAUUCACCCUUAACCACAAUUUCGGAACAGGUGAAGCAGACAUUAGCCACCAGUCCUUGCUGGAAGGUAACUUGGCCACUGAAGUGUGUCUCACGGUUUUGGACACAGUGUCAUACUUCAUUCAAAAUUUCAAGAACCAACUUCUUGAAGAUGAUGGGCACAACCCUCUGAUGAAGAAAGUGUUUGACAUCCUCCUCUUACUGACGAACGGUCAGUCUGAGACAGCCAUGAAGCAUGCAUUUGCAUCUUUACGAGCCUUCAUCAGCAAGUUCCCAGCAACGUUUUUUAAAGGACGGGACAGUAUCUGCGCCACCUUCUGCUACGAAAUCCUGAAAGGUUGCACCUCGAAACUGAGCUCAACUCGAAGCGAGGCCUCUGCACUCCUCUACUUGCUGAUGAGGAACAACUUUGAGUACACCAAGAAGAGGAGCUUCCUGAGAACCCACCUACAGAUUAUAAUUGCAGUAAGCCGGCUGAUAGCUGACGUGGUUCUAACUGGAGAGUCUCGGUUCCAGGACUCGCUCUCAAUUAUCAAUAACUUUGCCAAUAGUGACAGGGCUCUGAAGGCAACUGCUUUCCCAGGUGAGGUGAAAGAUCUGACUAAGAGAAUUCGCACGGUAUUUAUGGCCACUGCUCAGAUGAAGGAGCAUGAGAAGGACCCCGAAAUGCUGGUGGACCUUCAGUACAGUUUAGCCAAGUCGUAUGCCAGCACACCUGAACUCAGGAAGACUUGGCUUGGCAGCAUGGCGAAAAUUCACUUGAAAAAUGGAGACCUGUCUGAAGCAGUGAUGUGUUAUGUUCAUGUGGCAGCCCUGAUUGCAGAAUACCUUUACAGAAAGAAAUUGUUUCCCAAAGGCUGUGCAGCUUUCAAAGCAAUCACUCCCAACAUUGAGGAAGAAGCUGCAAUGAAAGAGGAUGCAGGAAUGCAGGAUGUCCACUACACUGAGGAUGUGCUUGUGGAGCUAUUGGAGAAGUGUGCAGACGGGCUGUGGAAUGCAGAACGCUAUGAGUUAAUGGCAGUGAUUUACAAGUUCAUCAUUCCUAUCUAUGAGAAACGGAGAGAAUUUGAGAAACUUGCUUUCAUAUAUAACACACUGAAUGAAGCUUAUAAGAAAAUAAUUCAUGUCCUUCACACGGGGCGGAGACUGCUGGGAACAUUUUUCCGAGUAGCUUUUUAUGGUCAGAGUUUCUUUGAAGAGGAAGAUGGAAAAGAAUACAUCUACAAGGAGCCCAAGCUGACCAGGCUGCCUGAAAUAUCUGAGAGACUUCUCAAACUAUACAGUGACAAGUUUGGAGCUGAGAAUGUGAAAAUCAUCCAGGAUUCUAACAAGGUAAAUGCAAAAAAUCUGGACCAGAAAUUUGCAUAUAUUCAGGUAACUUUUGUAAAUCCUUACUUUGAUGAAAAAGAAUUGCCUGAAAGGAAGACACAUUUUGAAAGAAACCACAACAUCACACGAUUCGUUUUUGAGACCCCGUACACAUUAUCUGGGAAGAAGCAAGGAGGAAUCGAGGAGCAAUGCAAAAGGCGAACGAUUCUAACAACAACACAUUCCUUCCCAUACGUGAAGAAGAGGAUUGCAGUUAUGUAUGAGCACCAGGUCGAACUGAAGCCCAUCGACGUUGCCAUCGAUGAAAUGGAUGACCGAACAGCUGAGCUGCAAAAGCUGUGCACCUCGAAUGGUCUGGACAUGAUCCAACUUCAGCUCAAACUCCAAGGCUGUGUAUCUGUGCAGGUAAAUGCUGGCCCACUGGCCUAUGCAAGAGCGUUCCUGGAUGGCAAUAAAUCGAGCAAGCAUCCAACCAAGAAAGUGAAGCGACUGAAGGAAAUAUUUCGGGAGUUUGUUUCAGCCUGUAGCCUGGCUCUGGAUUUAAAUGAGAAGCUGAUCAAGGAGGAUCAGGUGGAGUAUCACGAAGGGUUAAAGGCAAACUUCAAAGACAUGGUGAAGGAAUUGUCUGACAUCACUCACGAGCAGAUGUUGAUAGAAGACGAUUUGGUGAAGUCCCAGCUGAGGAGUUCGUUGCAUGUUUUCAGCGCCAUUAGUGGGACUGCCAGAGCUCCCUCUGCCUUCCCCUCAACACUUUGAACAGCUCAUGCUGGCAUGUGUCGGGGGGGUGGUGGGGAGCAAUGUGAACAUUUGUUUUUAACUGGUUCUCAGGAAGGUUUAUUUAUCUGUGGGGAGUGGGAGAACUGUCAGCACUGGUUGAUGGCUAUCGCAACGCAGGAGAACUGACUCCGUUCAGCCGUGCUGAGGAAGACGGUCUGAUUACAGCAACUGUUCAACUUUCUCCUGGAGGAAGCUUAUUCUCACAGUCACAUUCGGGAAAAAAACGCUCCUUUGUCGAUACACCUGAGGCUUACAUUCUAAAGAGUAUUAUUAUUAUCAGCAUGGCUGCCUAUGCAGAGACGUGAUGCACAGACUACUGGAUUUGAAAAAUAUUGAUGUCAAAAGCAAAGUAUUGUUUUCACAAAUGAGAUGUUAAAACUACUUCAGUAUUUCCAAUUCAUCCCCAAUUGUUUAAGAGUGUAUAAAAUAGGAACAGAUCAUCUUAACUCUAUGCAUCAGAUUGUCAUCUCAAAGUGUUGUACAUUUAAAUUGUAACUACAAGUAGUGUUACACUGUGACAGGUAGUAUACAAAAAAACCUUAAAUAUAUUGGACAUUUUUUUCAAA
This is a messenger RNA of Carcharodon carcharias (great white shark), 6898 nucleotides long. It is a transcript of the gene dock11, whose product is annotated as dedicator of cytokinesis 11. The record is from RefSeq and is a predicted model, not a curated record. NCBI's taxonomy places the organism in Eukaryota, Metazoa, Chordata, Chondrichthyes, Lamniformes, Lamnidae. Gene Ontology annotation, biological process: positive regulation of GTPase activity; positive regulation of filopodium assembly; small GTPase-mediated signal transduction. The transcript has 53 exons. The coding region runs from base 48 to 6311 and encodes 2087 amino acids. Gene Ontology annotation, molecular function: guanyl-nucleotide exchange factor activity.